AUGAGUUCAAAAUUAAAUACGAUUGAAAUAUCUAUCAAAAAGUUUUCAAACAAUGCCACGCUAUUUGACGAGAGUCGGAUACAGCAGGUCAUGGUUGAGGACCACUUAUCAUAUGAUAUGGAUAUUUACUGGCAUUACUCACUACAAUUAAUUAUGGCAGCGGCAAUGCUGAAUAUUAACAAAAAAAUUGAGCAGAGGAAAGUAAAACAUACCCCUUUGGUGACGUCUGCCUGCUAUUCUAUCGGAUUACUCUAUGUAUUUCACCUCUUUGGUAUUUUAACUUUUUGGUAUGGAAUCAGCCAAGAGCUAUCCUCAUGGAUUGUACCAAAAAUCGUGCUCAAAUUCACUACAGUAUUAAUAUUCGUUGUUAUCACAUGUGUACUAACUUACUUCAUCACCAACAACCCUGCUUACGUUGGAAAAUUUAUAGCUAGGGGACUCAAUGUUGACUAUCUUGAUUAUGAAGGUGCGAUUGAUAUUGGUGCUACAGUACUCGUCACCGUAUCCGCUGCAAUGGCUAUGGGUCACAUUUGGCUGCUAGUGCUGCUAAUUGGUUGCUAUAAAGACGUAAGGAAGAAAGAAAUAGCACUGCUGGUUGAGAAAGCGAUGAAGAAAGAAAAAGCAAAAUUUGAGAAGCGACCAAGAGCAGGCAGAGAAGGGGGAUUGUACACGACGUUUAUAUAA
Molecule: messenger RNA, 684 nt
Organism: Strongylus vulgaris
Lineage: Eukaryota; Metazoa; Nematoda; Chromadorea; Rhabditida; Strongylidae
Source: the annotation of a GenBank genome assembly